Messenger RNA from Humulus lupulus (European hop), 501 nucleotides. Its product is annotated as serine/threonine-protein kinase BSK5-like. The record is from RefSeq and is a predicted model, not a curated record. Gene Ontology annotation, molecular function: protein kinase activity; ATP binding. The coding region runs from base 112 to 501 and encodes 129 amino acids. The transcript is spliced from 5 exons. Gene Ontology annotation, biological process: brassinosteroid mediated signaling pathway; protein phosphorylation. Lineage: Eukaryota; Viridiplantae; Streptophyta; Magnoliopsida; Rosales; Cannabaceae.
GAGCACGGAGAAAAGGCUCCCAAUGUUGUUUACAAAGGCAAGGUUGACGAUGACUUUUAUAUUGCUGUGAAGCGUUUCAAUAGGUCGGCUUGGCCCGAUGCUCGCCAAUUUAUGGAGGAAGCCAAGACGGUGGGACAGCUGCGCAGUGAGCGCUUGGAAAAUUUGAUUGGGUGUUGCUGUGAAGACGAUGAGAGACUCCUUGUUGCCGAGUUCAUGCCUAAUGAGACUCUCUCUAAGCAUCUUUUUCAUUGGGAUACCCAGCCUAUGAAAUGGGCAAUGAGAGUGCGGGUGGCUUUGUAUCUGGCACAGGCCUUAGAAUAUUGCAGCAGCAAAGGGCGAGCACUAUAUCAUGAUCUUAAUGCUUAUAGAGUCUUGUUUGAUCAGGAUGGUAAUCCAAGACUCUCCUGCAUUGGUCUUAUGAAGAAUAGAAGAGAUGGCAAGAGUUAUAGUACCAACCUGGCUUUCACCCUUCCGGAAUACUUGAGGACAGCUCAUAAUUGA